Molecule: messenger RNA, 3265 nt
Organism: Daphnia magna
Lineage: Eukaryota; Metazoa; Arthropoda; Branchiopoda; Diplostraca; Daphniidae
Product: unc-112-related protein-like
Exons: 10
Coding region: 364-2571 (735 amino acids)
Biological process (GO): integrin-mediated signaling pathway; cell-matrix adhesion
Cellular component (GO): cell-substrate junction
Molecular function (GO): integrin binding
Source: RefSeq, a predicted model, not a curated record
AGUUUCGAGGCGUUAGUUCCACGACUCUCUCAACGAGGUAGAGGUCUCGUGAAGUUAGUUCGAUCUUGUACCAUCUGUUUAUAUUACAUCACCAUUUGUACUGAAGGGUGGAUUUGCGCCCUUGUUAGUGAUCACGUUCGAUGUGUGAAAAUGUCCUCUUGUGAUUGAAUGAUUUAGUCACAAUCAUUGUAACAAUAGGCCAUCUGCUAGCAGUUUGUGUGUGUGUGUGUGAAGAAAGAGUUGUGUGGGUUGCCCCGUUUGGUUUGCCCAUGUUUGGUCACGGACGGCAUCGCCUCUCUCUUGGAAAUUAUUGUUUGGUGCUCUGAGCUACAGGUGCUCUAACUGCCUCGUGAGAAAUUCAAGAUGAUUUCCGACGGACAUCUCGUCGGGGACGGGAGCUGGGAGCUGAAGGUAUUGGUGACUGACUUGGCCGUCGAACGGUGUCUCCGGGUCAAAGGUGACCUACACAUUGGCGGUGUUAUGCUCCGUCUUGUCGAGGAAUUAGAUAUUGCUGCUGAUUGGUCGGAUCAUGCGUUAUGGUGGCCAACGCGAAACUGCUGGCUAUCGAGGACCCGUUCGACGCUGGAUCAGUAUGGCGUCCAAGCGGAUGCCUUAUUGCAUUUUACGCCCAUGCACAAAACGCUCCGUGUUCAGCUGCCAGAUCUACGCUAUUUGGAUUGUCGGGUCGAUUUCAGCGUCAAAACGUUCAACGCGGUUGUCACGCUGUGCAAGGAACUCGGCAUCAGACAUCCGGAAGAAUUGUCCUUUGCCAAACCCCUUGAAUCGGAUGAUCUUCGCUACAAUUAUCGCGAACGUGAAUCGAUCACGUCGCACAAGAAACGCUCUGCAGCCAACACUUCGGCGGACACCAACACGUUCAUCGGCCAUCACGGCAAUUCGACUCACAGUUCCAACAAUAGUCUGGACAACAUCAAGGCAACAUCCGGAUGCACGCCCGUACUACCCAACACGACCAUCAAUCGAUCCCCGGCUCCUGUGCCCACGCCCAUUAGCUCACCUGUUAAUUCGGGCACGUGGCGGAAGAAUUCACCGUAUUCAACUCCGGCUAGCAACGGCCAUAAUGUGACACCAUCUAUCUUUGAUCUGACUGCCAACAACAGCCUCAACACGACGGGCAACACCAGUUUCUCCAAUAUGGAUAUGUCCCUGGCGCUCAGUCCGGCCACGCCCAGUCAGGAAGCGCGGUCCAGGCUUCUUCGGCCCAAAAACUUGAUAGAACGUGCCCGCCUUAACGUGGCUUGGCUGGAUUCUUCGUUGUCGAUUAUGGAACAAGGCGUGCGAGAAUAUAGCACGCUUCUGUUGCGCUACAAAUUUUACUCGUUUUACGACCUGAAUCCGAAAUACGACGCCGUGCGCAUCAACCAGAUUUACGAACAGGCUAAAUGGCAGUUACUCAACGAAGAGAUCGAUUGCACUGAAGAAGAGAUGCUCAUGUUUGGCGCUCUUCAGCUUCAAGUUAAUUUGCAAAGUGCCCGCCCACAGCCUUUGAGCGAAACUCGUGACGGUGACGACGACAUCGACGCUGCCCUCAGCGACCUCCAGGACACGCUGGAAGGGACGCACGUUCACAGCAAUACCAGUGACAUCACUUCCAUACCAGAGUUAUCAGAUUACCUUCGUUACAUGAAGCCCAAACGUUUCACCCUGAAAGGAUUCAAACGUUACUGGUUCGUCUGUAAAGAUUUACAGCUGUUUGCGUUCAAGAACAAAGGCGAUUCAGGUUCUGGGCCAACGCAUCAGAUCCCAUUACGAGGUUGCGAAGUCACGCCGGAUGUCAAUCUAUCACAAGACAAAUUUGGCAUCCGGUUGGAAGUACCCGGGCCGGAUGGCAUGUCCGAAAUGUGGAUCCGGUGCGAUUCCGAAGCGCAAUACGCGAAAUGGAUGGCGGCCUGCCGUCUAGCGGCUAAAGGUAAAACAAUGGCCGACGCAUCGUACGAUGCUGAAGUGAGCUCGAUUCUGGCCUUCCUGGCGAUGCAAAAACCCGCCCCGGCGCCGGCCAUUAAUCCGUCAUCUCUUGACAUCCAGCCAGAUGACUAUGUCGCACCUCGUUUCAUCCGCAAACUCAAAAACAAGUCGUGCGCUGGGUGCACUGGAACGCAGGCUGAUAAAUCGGUUUCGACACGGAUCCUGGAAGCUCACACCAACGUCAAAGACUUGUCUUUAACCGAAGCUAAACUGAAUUACAUUAAAGCUUGGCAAUCUUUACCCGAGUACGGUGUCUCGCUGUUUGUCGUGAAAUUUAUGAACCAGCGUAAAGAGGAGCUUCUGGGCGUGGCUUUUAAUCGAUUGAUGAGGAUGGAAAUGACGACGGGCGAUCACAUCAAAACAUGGCGUUACAACACAAUGAAGGCGUGGAAUGUCAACUGGGAAGUGAAGCACAUGAUGGUGCAGUUUGAAGAGGAGAAUGUCAUUUUUAGCUGUUUGUCAGCCGAUUGCAAAGUGGUGCACGAAUUCAUCGGUGGUUACAUUUUCCUGUCGAUGCGUUCCAAAGAAGCCAAUCAAACUCUCAAUGAAGAGCUCUUCCACAAACUGACUGGCGGCUGGUCUUAAGAGACUUUGAAUUUUCUCGCCGCCAUCCCAUUUUAAUCACGCUUCCGCAUUCUCUUUUAUUGUUUUAAAAGUUCUCUUCCUUCUUUUUAAUUUUUUUCUUUUUUUUAAACUGGCAUACGGAAGACAAUCCAAUUAAUAAUUCUGCUCUCACCAUGUUCUUCUUUGGGGAUUCAUGAUUCUCUUUUUUUUUUUAUAUUUGGAAAAGAAAAAUUUCUUCCGCGCUAUGAUUAGCCUCUUGUUGGGAAUGAACCGAUAUUUGGUCAAUUAACAAUGUCACCCCAUGGUGCGAUGUGCCUUUUUAUUCUCUUGUAACUUUGAAUUCCCGAUCGUUCUAGGCCAUGGAGUGUAGAAUCUAAGAAACGUCUUCACGAUCAAUCACGCACGGCUUUUUAUAUAACUUGAAAUGUGUUACACGUGUAAUUUGGACAAACAAAGACAAGGUGCCUUUUUGCGACAAUUGUUUGGUGACUGGAGAAGCAACAAGUCAAGACCUUCUACAAAGAUUAACGAUUAUUAUACAUAUUAGUUUUUACCUAAUUGACCACAUGCUAUCCACCUCUUUUUAGCACCUUGAUUGUAGCGUCCGUGCUUUUUGUCUAGUUCAUAAUAAUUCGAGGAAAAAGAAAAACAUCGUGUGUCCCGCGUGUGUGCUAUUAUCCUUCUGUUUCAGAAAUACAAUUUCGCUAAUCCAUUA